AUGCAUGCAUUUGCCAUUUUCAGCCAUUCUGACAAAACAGCUGCGAGCUCGACAACUCGAAACGCCCUUUCAUUAAGUCUUAACUCAAUCAGAUCUCCUAUCAGUGUCGUGUUAAACACUAGCACGCGCGCCCCAAUUUCCCCGGUUUUACCCAGUGAUUUGUUUUUUUCCUGCAUUCAGCACUGAACAGCUCCUCGCGCGCGUCAUGCCUUGAGCAGAAACCUGAGCAGCUCGGUCGAACUGAACGCACGCGAAUGCACUGAAAUCUCGAAAUGCGUCUAUUGUUCUGGCGCAAGUGUUGAGUUGUGCUCGGCUCAGCUGACGGGACGGAACGGGCGCAACAAAAGCGCGUCGUGUCUUCCUGCUACAGCGCCUUCCAAGCUUCCCUCUGCAGAUCCGAGUGCAUAUGCGUGGAGAAAUAUGCAUGAAUGAGCUUGCUGGUUUUUACUGUGCCCUUUGGGGGUUAUCGAUACGUCAUCGCGAUCUGUGAGGGAUUGGCCGCUUUUCCGCUUCCUUUUUAUUUCUUUCUCCCAAUUUGCAAACGCGGCCAGUCUUCGCCUCCGGAGCGGCAGGAUUCCCACAGUUGGGGAAGGGUGCCUCCCGAGGGAAUCUUGUAAUCCUUCCGUGCAAGAGGAAUGAGCGCAAUAUAGAGGCAACGGUGACACACAAGGGCUGGAAAUUCGCCGUCAGCCGUCAUCAGAGCCUCGUCCUGGUUUUUUUUGGUGGGGAAUACGCUUCUUAAAAGGACUAAAUGAGCGCCGGGUCUUCCGAAAGCCUGGCGCUUUCGAUCCCACCGUGCACCUCGAAUGGCACGGCGCGCGCCAAUGGCACGUGCGCCGACCCCACCGAUCCGCUCUUCCGGUCGUUUUCGUCCACGAUGGUGUUGUUAGUGCUUGUGGCGAUGAUCGCCGGCACUGUCCUGGUCUCCCUCGCCACCUUUCACCUGCACAAGAGCAAGAUGAGGAAGCGCAAAAUGCAGAAAGCGCAGGAGGAGUACGAACGCGACAGCGGCCGCCCCAAAGCCGUGCGAGGGAAGCCAAGCAGCAGACACUGCGUAAUGGAGAGACCCACGGCGGUGCAGAAAAGCGACCUGAACGCCAAAAGAUCGGAUAAAGAAGCCGCUGACAGUGCAGGCAUCCCGGGGAAAGAGUGCACGGAUUAUACGAGACAUACGAGCCAGACGCGCGGAGAUCACCUGUUGGAAUCCGUCGCGGUGUCUUGAUUAACGCGGUGCCAUCCCAAUGCUUUGACACUGUAAAUACAGCCCGUGUUUUGGUAUAAUUAUAUUACACGGGUGGGGAUCCAGAAUCAGCCUCUAUACGCAUGAACAGUGCUAAAUCUUCUUCAGCUUCAGGAGGGAGGAGCCCGCUGGAAACAAUGGACGCGUGCUUCAAGGCCAAUAGAUUUAUAACGGUUUAUAAGCUAGUGUCGCUGUGUGUGAGGAUUGUAUAGAUCUCCUUCCUUCAUCCAUCUGAAUAAAUAGGCUCCCACUGCUAAAACAAGGAGUAGCCUGAUUUCCUGCUUUUAAGAACCUAAAAUUGUCAUCUGGACCGCCAACCUUGAUGGAUGAUGUGGACCAAACUGUAAUAUAUGAUUAGGAGUAGGAGACAUGCUGGAUGAUAUAUUUGUUGCCAAAAGUCAGGUAUGACUUCAUGAUUGAAUUGAGGAGAGAACUAGAUUGAGUUCCUGUAUGCUAGAGCUGAAAUAAGGACUAAGUCAAAUAACUGGGCUUGUAGACGUCAAUGUAGACUUCUUCUUCUUCUUCAUACUUCUUCAUCCUCGUACAUAUUUUAGAGUAUUUCCCAGUAGCCUGCUCAGCAAGGUCCCCAGUGUUGAGUUAACACCCACAGUGUAAGAAUUUGAAUUAACAUUUGAUUUAUGAAAGAACUCUUACAUUUCUCAUUUGCAUUGAGAUCGAAUACCCCAAUAUGGAGAAACAUGGUAUUAUACAACACUGUGGAUUUUGCUGUGCACCUUUACUUAUAGUUGUCUAUUUAAAAAAAAACACGUGUAUCAAUAUUAGGCUAAAUCGUGAUCUAAGUUUAUGUCAGGUAGGCCUAAACUGAGAGCUGAGAACUUUCUCUGAGAGCUUGGCAUGAAGAAAUGUGGUAGUUUAGCACCUUUUCCCUGAGACUGUUAGCGCACUAUUGCAGCUCCUAGUGGUAGUAUUAAAAGCAUCUUCAUGUUCUGGUCACAGUGCCGUAAUUCCCAUAGCGAUAUCCAAUAUAUAUCCAGAGGUACUUUAGUUAUGUAUUAUGCUACAGCUUUGGAUCAUUGCUUUCUUCUUUGCAUUUUUGCUCAAGAUUAAUCUAAAACUAACAGCUAACUAUUUUAUUAUACUCUGAUUAUAUAUCUAAGGAAUGUCAUUUAAAAUCUACAGUGAAUAAGACAUUUUCAAAAGUUAUUUUCUGUAUUUCUUUGACGUUGUGUUUAACCAUAAGGAGACAUUCAAUAUAACAUUGUAAUGAAAACAGGUAUUAUUUUAUUUUAUUUUUCAAUGCCUACUACUUUGAAAUACCAAUAAAGAAUUGUGAAAAU
Messenger RNA from Pangasianodon hypophthalmus (striped catfish), 2538 nucleotides. RefSeq lists its product as uncharacterized. Lineage: Eukaryota; Metazoa; Chordata; Actinopteri; Siluriformes; Pangasiidae. The transcript has 2 exons. The record is from RefSeq and is a predicted model, not a curated record. The coding region runs from base 752 to 1222 and encodes 156 amino acids.